Messenger RNA from Pelobates fuscus (common spadefoot toad), 1272 nucleotides. It is a transcript of the gene DHRSX, whose product is annotated as dehydrogenase/reductase X-linked. NCBI's taxonomy places the organism in Eukaryota, Metazoa, Chordata, Amphibia, Anura, Pelobatidae. Gene Ontology annotation, molecular function: oxidoreductase activity. The record is from RefSeq and is a predicted model, not a curated record. Bases 26 to 1099 code for a protein of 357 amino acids. The transcript is spliced from 7 exons.
CCCUAUAUCCAGACAGAGGGCGGAAAUGUCCCCAGCCAGCCCGAGCUGCAGUAACCGGGAGCAGCCGCUGGGUGUGACAGUGAGAUCGCGGCCGCUCUAUGUCGGACCGGGGACCAUGUGGCUGCUGAAGAACCUCUUGCUGCCGCUGCUGAAGGUGUAUUAUAUCGGGGUUAAGGUGGUGCUGGAGCAGCUGUUCGGCCGAGCCUUCGCCGUACCAGCUCUCCCAUUGCAGCAUGGUAAAGUUGCAAUAGUCACUGGAGGCGCGAAAGGAAUAGGAUAUUGCACUGCAAUGCACUUAUCACAAUUGGGAAUGCAUGUGAUACUAGCUGGCAACAAGGAAACUGAAGGUAUUGACGCAGCCAAAAAAAUACAAGAGCGCACGCAGAAUAAUAAAGUGGAAUUUUUAUACUGUGAUUUGACCUCCAUGAAGUCCAUACGAAAAUUUGUUCAAAAUUUCAAGGCAAAGAAUCUUAAACUACACAUCUUAGUGAAUAAUGCUGGUGUAAUGCUGGUAAAUGAAAAAAAAACGCAAGAUGGAUUUGAAGAACAUUUUGGUUUGAAUUAUCUUGGGCAUUUCCUACUGACUAAUCUCCUGAUGACAUUUCUGAAGAAGUCAGGAACCCAUGACAGUAAUGCUCGUGUUAUCACAGUUUCAUCAGCCACUCACUAUGUUGGAGAGCUGAACUUUGAAGAUCUUCAAAGCAGCCAUUGCUACUCAUCCCAUGGUGCCUAUGCCCAGAGUAAACUUGCCUUGGUAUUAUUCACUUAUCAUUUACAACAUUGGCUGAUUGCAGAAGGUAGUCAUGUAACUGCUAAUGUGGUGGAUCCUGGCGUUGUGAACACCGAUCUCUACAUGAAUAUCUGCUGGGCAGGAAAAAUAGUGAAAUCGAUGAUUGCCUGGCUAUGUUUCAAGACUCCAGAAGAAGGUGCUGCUACAUCAGUCUAUGCUUCAGUAUCACCUGAACUUGAAGGAGUUGGGGGUUGCUAUCUCUACAAUGGUCAAAAAACGAAAUCUGCAGACAAGUCCUACAAUGAAGAUUUGCAGAGAAAGCUGUGGAUAGAAAGCUGUAAAUUGACUGGGAUACCUGUUUCAGUGUAACAUUGAUCAUUCCAAAUGUCAAUAAUGCUAACCUUACCUCCUUUGCAGAAAUAUGUUCUAUAUCUUUAUCACAGUGGAAACUACGAGAAAUGAGAAAGUAUUAGUUGAAAGAUUAUUUGACGAAAGUAGUAUCAGUUUAAUUGUUAAAUAAAAUAAGAAUAUUUUUCAUUAAA